Molecule: messenger RNA, 3318 nt
Organism: Saxophila tyrrhenica
Lineage: Eukaryota; Fungi; Ascomycota; Dothideomycetes; Mycosphaerellales; Extremaceae
Gene: ISW2
Product: chromatin remodeling complex Adenosinetriphosphatase
Exons: 2
Coding region: 1-3318 (1105 amino acids)
Biological process (GO): regulation of transcription by RNA polymerase II; nucleosome organization
Cellular component (GO): chromatin; nucleus
Molecular function (GO): ATP binding; nucleosome binding; ATP-dependent chromatin remodeler activity
Source: RefSeq, a predicted model, not a curated record
AUGGACAGAGCACAGAUCCUAGGCGCCGGCGAUGGCGCGCCGCCAGACGUCCCCAUGGUCGACACCCCCGACUACACCGACUCGGAAUCACAAGCCACCGGCACCCGCGCAAGCAGCGUGGCUCCCAACGGCGAAGCAUCAGCGGUAGAUGGCCGCAAGAAGCGAUGGGAGGGCAACCAGCUUCGGAAGAGCAUGUUUGGCAAGAAGCACGACCGCCUGGGCGACAGCAAGGAGGACGAUUCGAUCAAGCGUUUCCGCUACCUACUCGGCUUGACGGACCUCUUCCGCCACUUCAUUGACAGCAAUCCGGAUCCGAAGAUUCGUGGCAUUAUGGACGAGAUCGAUCGGCAGGAUCAGGCAGAAGAGGAGGGCAGGUCGGCCGGUAACAAGCGCAAGGGAGGUGCAGCAGGGCAGAGGAGGAGACGCACUGAGAAGGAAGAGGAUGCGGAGCUGCUGCGGCAGGGCAAGCAGGAUGGCAAGGCUGAGCACACCAUCUUCCGCGAGAGCCCGACGUUCAUUGAAGGCGGAGAGAUGAGGGAUUAUCAGGUCGCUGGUUUGAACUGGCUCAUCAGUCUGCACGAGAAUGGUAUUAGUGGUAUCCUCGCAGAUGAGAUGGGCCUGGGGAAGACGCUGCAGACCAUCGCGUUCCUGGGGUACUUGCGGUUUGUAGCGGGGAUCAGCGGACCUCAUCUCGUGGUUGUGCCCAAGUCGACGCUCGACAACUGGAAGCGCGAGUUCGGCCGCUGGAUCCCGGAGAUCAACGUGCUUGUUCUGCAAGGUGCGAAGGAGGAGCGCCACGAGCUCAUCAACGACCGCCUGAUCGAUGAGAAGUUUGACGUUUGCAUCACCUCCUACGAGAUGAUCCUGCGUGAAAAGUCACAUCUGAAGAAGUUUGCCUGGGAAUACAUCAUCAUCGACGAGGCUCACCGCAUCAAGAACGAGGAGUCUUCACUGGCACAGAUCAUCCGCAUCUUCAACUCCCGCAACCGGCUUCUGAUUACUGGCACACCUCUUCAGAACAACCUCCACGAGCUUUGGGCUCUGCUGAACUUCCUCCUACCAGAUGUCUUCGGCGAUUCGGAAGCCUUCGAUUCGUGGUUCAAGAAUCAGGAUGCGGACCAAGACACAGUUGUGCAGCAGCUUCACCGUGUGCUCCGUCCUUUCCUGCUCCGCCGUGUCAAGGCCGACGUCGAGAAGAGCUUGCUACCAAAGAAGGAAGUCAACUUGUACGUUGGCAUGAGCGACAUGCAGAUCAAGUGGUACAAGAACAUUCUCGAGAAGGAUAUUGAUGCUGUGAACGGCGCGGCUGGCAACAAGGAGAGCAAGACGCGACUGCUGAACAUUGUCAUGCAGCUGCGCAAGUGCUGCAACCACCCAUACCUCUUCGACGGCGCAGAGCCUGGCCCACCUUACACCACCGACGAGCAUCUGGUCGACAAUGCGGCGAAGAUGGUCAUGCUCGACAAGCUGCUCAAGAAGAUGAUGGCGCAGGGGUCGAGGGUGCUUAUCUUCUCGCAGAUGAGCCGUGUUCUGGAUAUUCUGGAGGACUACAGCGUCAUGCGAGGCUUCCAGUACUGCAGGAUCGAUGGUUCAACAGCGCAUGAGGAUCGUAUCGCGGCGAUCGAUGAGUACAACAAGGAGGGCUCGGAGAAGUUCUUGUUCCUACUCACGACUCGUGCCGGUGGUCUGGGCAUCAAUCUGACUUCUGCUGAUAUUGUGGUUCUGUUCGACUCCGAUUGGAACCCUCAGGCGGAUCUGCAAGCCAUGGACCGUGCUCAUCGUAUUGGCCAGACGAAGCAGGUGCAUGUCUUCCGCUUUGUGACUGAGGAGGCCAUCGAGGAGAAGGUUCUUGAGCGCGCUGCACAGAAGCUUCGUCUUGACCAGCUGGUCAUCCAACAAGGUCGUGCUCAGCAACAGGCCAAGCAGGCUGCUUCGAAGGACGAGCUCCUUGGUAUGAUUCAGCACGGUGCUGAGAAGGUGUUCGAGCAGAACGAAGGCGGUGGCGUCUUCGGCAAGAAGGGUGGGGAUAUCACUGAGGACGACUUCGACCAGAUCAUGCGUCACGGCGAGGACAGGACCAAGGAGAUGAACGCGAAGUACGAGAAGCUGGGUCUGGACGACCUACAAAAGUUCAGCUCUGACGCUACUGGCACCUACGAGUGGAAUGGCGAGAACUUUGUCAAUGCGAAGAAGAAGGAGAUUGGCAUGAGCUGGAUCAAUCCUUCGAAGCGUGAGCGCAAGGAGCAGAGCUACUCCAUGGACAAGUACUACCGCACUGCUCUCUCGACCGGCGGCCCACGCCCCGACCCCAAGCCCAAGGUCCCUCGCGCCCCCAAGCAGCAGGCCAUGCACGAAUACCAGUUCUUCAACCCCCGCCUCGGCGACCUGCAGGAGAAAGAAACCGCCUGGUUCCGCAAGGAGAACGGCAUCAAAGCCCCGCUUGCCGAGGGCGACGAAGAGAGCCUCGAGUCCCGCCUCGAAGACCAAGCGCUCGAGCAAAAGAUGAUCGACGAAGCCGAACCGCUGACCGAAACCGAGAUCGCCGAAAAGGACACCCUCGCAGAAGAAGGCUUCGGCGACUGGAACAAGCGCGAUUUCCAGCAGUUCAUCAACGGCAGCGCCAAGUACGGCCGCCACAACCACGACUCCAUCGCGCUCGAGGUCGAUAGCAAGGACGUCGGCGAGGUGAAGACGUAUGCCAAGGUGUUCUGGAAGCGGUACAAGGAGAUUCCGAACUGGGAGAAGCACGUCUCGGCCAUCAAGGAGGGCGAAUCGCGCACCGCGCGGGUGAAGGAGCAGCGGGAGCUGUUGAAGAAGAAGUUGAAGAUGUACCGUGUGCCGCUGCAGCAGCUGAAGCUGAGCUAUACGGUGAGCACGACGAACAAGAAGGUCUACACCGAGGAGGAGGAUCGAUUCUUGCUGGUGAUGCUGGAUAAGUACGGCUUGGAUUCUGAGGGGUUGUAUGAGCGGAUCCGAGACGACAUUCGAGAGUCGCCGCUUUUCAGGUUCGACUGGUUCUUCUUAAGCCGGACGCCGCAGGAGUUGAGCAGGAGGUGUGCGACGCUGAUUACGACGGUGACGAGGGAGAUGGAGGGAGGUGCGGCGGGGAAGGAGAAUAAGAGGGUGGUAGAGGAGGAAGAUGAGGAAGAAGAGGAGAAGCCGGCGGUGAAGAAGGGGCGAGUCAGCGGUGGUGGUGCGAAGAACAAGGCCGUCAAUGGUGUCAAGGGCACGCCUAAUGGCAACUCGCGCGCUGCGAGCGUGGAUACUGUCGACUCGGCGCCUGGUAGCAAGUCGAAGGCUAAAGGGCGGAAGAGGUAG